AUGUCUGCGCCAAAGCCUUCAGCUGUUAGGCUAACACCCCGUGAAACAGAGACAGCGGUGGCAGUCCUUCAAAACCUACGCAGCGGUGAGAUCAAGAUCGAUUACGUCGCCAUGGCCGCAACACUAGGGCUCAAGAACGACAAGGUCGCCGCCGCCGUAUGGUGUGCCUUGCGGAAGAAGCUGUUCGCUGAUGGCGGUAGCCCACCAUUCAAAGUCGAAGCUGCCAAGGUCACCAAGAGUGCCACCAAGAAGACAAAUCAAAAGAACGGUGCUGUCGCUCAAACCCCCAAGACAAAGAACAAAACCACUACGACCCCGGGCGAGGAUUCCAGCCUGCAUGAUCAAACCUGA
This is a messenger RNA of Exophiala aquamarina CBS 119918, 351 nucleotides long. RefSeq lists its product as uncharacterized. NCBI's taxonomy places the organism in Eukaryota, Fungi, Ascomycota, Eurotiomycetes, Chaetothyriales, Herpotrichiellaceae. The transcript is spliced from 2 exons. Bases 1 to 351 code for a protein of 116 amino acids. The record is from RefSeq and is a predicted model, not a curated record.